AUGCUGAAGACCUCACUUACACGUCCUGCUCUUCGCAGUGCUCGUCCACACCAUCUCCAGGCUCUUCCGCGUUUGGUCAACCGGAAAUUCAGCGCGUUCCCCACAGUUACACGAACCUCAUCUCUGGCAGCAGCCAGGCUGUUGAGCACCUACACCCCGCGAUGCUCAGCAUCUGCAACGGCGACAACAUCGACUCCAUCACAGCCGGAUCAACCGCAACCUCUUCCUGAAGUUGCCUCGGACGAUCUCCCUAUUAUCAGCCAGGAUGGACGGCAGGUGGCCAUUGGUUGGGAUACCCGGACAUGGUCUCGAUUCCAUAACAUAUGGCUACGCGACCACUGUCGUUGUCCAAAAUGCUUCCAUCCAGUGACAAAGCAGAGAUUGUUUAACACCUUCGAUAUCCCUAAAGAUAUAACCCCUCUGCGUGUGGAGUCCAGAUCAGCUGGUCUUGAGGUUACCUGGCCCUCGAAGGAGCCACAUGUAUCCCUCUACCCAUGGUCAUGGCUGCAACGAAGUUCUUACGACCCUCCGCUUCCUCGAAAAGAUUCCUCCUCCAACGAGAAGAUCCUGUGGGGAUCUAAAAUCAUGCAAUCGCCGCCCACCGUCACAUACGAGGAAGUAAUAGCAGCCGAUGACCGUGGCUUGUACAAAUGGCUUUCUAACAUCUAUAAAUUCGGAUUUUCCUUUGUAUCUGGCGUACCUGCCACACCUGAAGCGACGGAGGAGCUAUCGAAGAGGAUUGGGUUCAUUCGCGAGACGCAAUACGGAAAAUUCUGGGACUUCACCUCCGAUCUAGCGAAAGGCGACACAGCAUACACUACCCUGGCACUCGGCGCACACACCGACAAUACCUACUUCACCGACCCCUGCGGCCUCCAGCUCUUCCACCUCCUCUCACAUACCGAUGGCACAGGUGGCGCCACGCUCCUCGUCGACGGCUUCUACGCUGCCUCCAUCAUGAAGGAGCUGCACCCUGAGGCGUACCAGCUCCUCUCCCGUGUGCGCGUCCCGGCGCACGCUGCUGGCGAGGCAGGCUCGUUGUAUACGCCCGCGCCGCCGACUGGCUAUCCGGUGUUGGGCCAUGAUGCGGUCACGGGCGAGCUGGUGCAGGUACGGUGGAAUAACGAUGAUCGGAGUGUGAUGACGCGGUUGGAGGCUGGGGAGGUAGAGAAAUGGUACGAUGCGAUCCGGGUGUGGAACAAGUGCUUGACGAGUGCAGACUCGGAGUAUUGGGUGCAGCUUCAGCCCGGUACUGCAGUUGUCGUGGACAACCACCGUGUCCUACACGGCCGCUCCGCUUUCGAUGGCAAACGGCGGAUGUGUGGGGCGUACAUUGGUGUUGACGAGUACCGCUCGAAGCUGGCAGUUCUCAGUGAAAAGUUCUCCCCCGGCGCUGUGCUGCAGGCUACUAAGGACCUUCCUGAGGCGAAUGUGAAUGGCAGGAGUAUUUGGAACCCUGCACUGUAG
Molecule: messenger RNA, 1467 nt
Organism: Cyclocybe aegerita
Lineage: Eukaryota; Fungi; Basidiomycota; Agaricomycetes; Agaricales; Hemipholiotaceae
Source: the annotation of a GenBank genome assembly